This is a messenger RNA of Portunus trituberculatus (swimming crab), 3984 nucleotides long. RefSeq names its product leucine--tRNA ligase, cytoplasmic-like (gene LeuRS). The coding region runs from base 185 to 3685 and encodes 1166 amino acids. NCBI's taxonomy places the organism in Eukaryota, Metazoa, Arthropoda, Malacostraca, Decapoda, Portunidae. The record is from RefSeq and is a predicted model, not a curated record. Gene Ontology annotation, biological process: leucyl-tRNA aminoacylation. Gene Ontology annotation, molecular function: leucine-tRNA ligase activity; aminoacyl-tRNA deacylase activity; ATP binding. The transcript has 6 exons.
UUGAGCACCACCGUGCGUGUGUGUGUGUGUGUGUGACGGGAUCGAGGCGCCGGGUGAGGCGAGGGUGAGGAGCGGUGUUUGUUGACUAUUUUGUGGGUGUGGAGGUGUCCUCGCCGAGUAAGCCGCCUCUGUGGUGUUCCCUGCUGGUGUGCCCCCGUCAGACGUGAGCCUCAGUGGUGCCAAGAUGUCGCGCAAGAAGCUAGAAGAUCUGCUGGCCAUCGAGCAGCAGACACAGAAGCAAUGGGAAGAGAUGAAGGUGUUUGAGGAAGAUGCACCAACCAAGGGGAAGGCUGAGAAGUACCUGGCCACCUUCCCUUACCCUUACAUGAAUGGCCGCCUCCACAUGGGCCACACUUUCACCCUAACCAAGUGUGAGUUUGCUGUUGGAUAUCACCGGCUGAAGGGCAAGAAAUGUCUCUUCCCCUUUGGUCUUCACUGCACAGGAAUGCCCAUCAAAGCAAGUGCAGACAAGCUGAAGCGGGAAGUGGCUGACUUUGGCUGUCCCCCGAAAUUCCCUGAGGAGGAAGAGGAGCAGCAGCAAGAAGUGCAGGAAGUGACCAUCAAGGAUAAAUCAAAGGGCAAGAAGAGCAAAGCUGCAGCCAAGACAGGAGGCGUGAAGUACCAGUGGCAGAUCAUGCAGAGUCUUGGGCUGCAGGAUAGUGAGAUUCAGCAGUUCACUGACGAGGACCACUGGCUGCGUUACUUCCCACCUCGCUGCAUUGAAGACCUUAAGCGCCUCGGCCUGCACACUGACUGGCGCCGCUCCUUCAUAACCACCGAUCGUAACCCAUACUACGACUCCUUUGUACGGUGGCAGUUCUUCCGCCUCAGGGAGAGAAAGAAGAUCCAGUUCGGGAAAAGGUACACAAUUUACUCCCCUAAGGAUGGCCAGCCUUGCAUGGACCACGACAGGUCAUCAGGGGAAGGCGUUGGGCCACAGGAAUACACCCUCAUCAAGAUGCGAGUGCAGGAGUUGACCGGCAAGCUGAAGUCUCUCGCUCCCAGGCCCGUGUUCCUCAUAGCUGCCACCCUCAGACCUGAGACUAUGUAUGGCCAGACCAACUGUUGGCUGGGCCCAGAUCUGACUUACAUUGCAGUGGAGACCAAACAGAAGGAGGUGGUAGUGUGUACACGCAGGGCAGCACGGAACAUGGCCUACCAGGAGAUGCUGAGUGUUGAGAAUGAGGUGAAGCCAAUUCUGGAAGUGAAGGGAAAGGAACUUAUGGGACUCAAACUGGCAGCCCCACUCACCAGCUACGGGACCAUUUACACCUUGCCUAUGCUUACUGUGAAGGAAGACAAGGGCACUGGAGUGGUGACCUCAGUGCCUUCUGAUGCACCUGAUGACUUUGCAGCCCUGGUGGAUCUGAAGAAUAAGCCGGCACUGAGGGAGAAGUACGGCAUCACCGAGGAGAUGGUCAACGUGGAACCUGUGCCCAUUAUUGAUGUCCCUGACUAUGGGACACUGAGUGCUCCAACAAUCUGUCAGAUGAUGGGUAUUAAGUCUCAGAACGACAAGGACAAGCUGAUAGAAGCCAAGGAGAAGGUGUAUCUGCGAGGCUUUUAUGAAGGAACCCUCAUUGUGGGAGAGUUCAAGGGGAAGAAGGUUCAGGAUGUCAAGAAGGGAAUACAAGAGAAGCUGGUCAAGAGCAAGGAGGCGAUGGUGUACCAGGAGCCAGAGAAGCAGAUCAUAUCCCGGUCUGGAGAUGAGUGUGUGGUGGCUCUGUGUGACCAGUGGUACCUGGACUAUGGCGAGCCCAAGUGGCGGGCAGAGACUCAGAAGAACCUGAACAGCUUGGAAACUUACCACGAAGAGGUGAGGCGGAACUUUGAGGCCACGCUGGACUGGCUGAAGGGCCACGCCUGCUCCAGAACGUAUGGGCUUGGCACCUACCUGCCUUGGGAUGAGAAUUGGCUGAUUGAGUCCUUGUCUGAUUCCACUAUCUACAUGGCUUACUAUGCAGUGGCCCACAUUCUGCAUCCUGAUGUGUACGGCCAGGAGAAGGGUGAGUUUGGCAUCACUCCAGAGCAAAUGACACCUGAAGUAUGGGAUUACGUGUUCCACCAAACUAACAAGCCACCCAAGACACCUAUCAAAAAAGAAGGACUGGAGAAAAUGAGACAUGAGUUUGGCUUUUGGUACCCUGUGGAUUUGAGAGCAUCAGGGAAAGACUUGGUGCCAAACCAUUUGACGUACUACUUGUACAACCACACUGCCAUCUGGCCAAGUCAGCCUGACAAGUGGCCUCAGUCCAUCAGAGCUAAUGGCCACCUUCUUCUGAAUUCAGAGAAGAUGUCAAAGUCAACUGGUAAUUUCCUGACAUUAGUGGAUGCUCUUAAUAACUUUGGGGCUGAUGGAACCAGAAUGGCCCUGGCUAACUCUGGAGACUCAGUGGAGGAUGCAAACUUUGAGACUCAAGUAGCAGACUCUGCCGUGCUCAGACUGUGGACAUUUGUGGAGCUGGUGAAGGAAAUGCUGUCAGAAAAGGCCUCAAUGCGCAGCGGGUCGUCCUUUACAGUUAACGACAGGAUGUUCACUGCUGAGAUGAACCUGAAGAUAAAGGAGGCAGAUGAACAUUACAAGAACUUAAUGUUUAAGGAAGCCCUUCGGACCUGCUUCUUUGAAUACAGUAAUUUGUUCCACCAGUACAGGGAGAGAGCACAAGUUCAAGGGGGACUUCACUGGGAUCUUGUCCAGCGUUACUUCACCACGCAAGUGAUUAUUUUGUCCCCAAUCUGUCCACAUGUGUGUGACUACGUGUGGCAGAAAGUGUUAGGUAACAAAGAGUCUGUCCUUAACACCACCUGGCCAGUCAUGGAGGAGCCUGACCUCACCCUGGUGCAAGCUUCUGAAUACCUUGCCGAGGCCUCUCACCGUUUCCGUCUUCGCCUGAAGGCCCACAUGACCCCAAGCAAGCCCAAGAAAGGAGAGGCACCUGCACCACCCCAGGUACCCUCACAUGGCAUUAUCUGGAUUGCCAAAACCUUCCCCAAGUGGCAGAGCACCAUUCUGGCAACAAUGCAAGAACUUUACAAGGGUAACAAUAACUGCCUCCCUGAUAACAAAACACUCAGCAAGGCCCUGGGUGCCAAUCCUGCCCUCAAGAAGUACAUGAAGAAAGUAAUGCCAUUUGCUCAGCUGGUGCGAGAAAGGAUGAACACCAUUGGAGAGAAGGCCCUUAAGAAUACUGUUGACUUUGAUGAGCGUAGUAUCUUGGAAGAGAAUCUUGAUUAUGUGCGUGGAACUCUAGACUUGGAGGGGCUGAGUCUGGGGUGGACUGAGGACUGUGACAAUGAGCGCACACAGGAAGAAGUGGUGCCUGGGGAACCUUUCAUCACCUUCACCACAGCACCAAACCUCCCUCUCACUCUGGUCAACCCUCAAGCUCAUGCUGGCUUCUUCCAGUGUUGUCUGCCUGUCUAUGAGGGAGACACUGUGGCUGCCCUGGUGACGCGCCUCAAGCGACGAGAGCGUGCCAUCAAGCCAUCCAUGAAGGUCACACUUCACAGGUACAAGGAUCCUUUGCUGGGACCUCGCUGCAUGCCGACACUGGUAGGACUGCUCCAGGGCAUGGAGGAGAUGGGCGAGCAGGUAACACUUUCACUGAAGGACAGUGCUGUUCACUUCACCUCUAAUGGGUCCACACUUUUCCUUGGAUCAAAGAUCCUUUACAUGGCACAGUAAUAUUCUGCGUCUGAAGAGUGGAUGGGGUAGGAUGUUGGGGGGAAUAUCUAUAAAAAAGCAGCAAGUUUAUAAUUUAUAAUCCAAAAGAUUUGCAUAUAAAGUUUCUAAAGAUUACACAAAGCUACUGCCAAGUUAUGUACAAGUUGCACAUUGCAGGGGCUCAUCAUACACACAUGUCAAACUGGAGGCAGUGAUAUUGUGAUGCAUUGUAUAAAAAUUGAUAAGUUGAAGCCACAAUGUGCAAUACAAUACACUCAGGAUAAAUCUAGCUAUGAUUGUGGAAGGUUGAUGAAGGAAAA